AUGCCGCGGAGGACGCAUAAGAAGUCGCGGAAUGGCUGCGUCGAAUGUAAGCGCCGCCACAUCAAGUGCGAUGAAAAAGGGCCAAUCUGCUCAAACUGCAUAUCUUCAGAACGGUUAUGUGAAUAUCCCGAAAUGACGAUCAAAGUCAUGCAGGCCAGUGGGAGGAGCAGAAAGAGGACAAUCUCCCCAUCAGUAUCAACCGAAUCGCCCAGUACCAAGCUGCCACCAGAUUCUACUUCUUCUAUCCAGCCAGAUCCGCCUGUCAAUAUGCUUCAUGCUGAGCUGCUCUACCAUCUGUCUACAGAAACGCUGCCUUCCCUGAGCAAGGGUGAAAACAACCUAAUCCUUUUACAUAAAGAAGUGAUAGGCCACGCCCUAUCUGCUCCCUACCUGAUGAAUGAGCUACUUGCCCUCGCUGCUUUACACCUUAGUAUCAUUCGCGAGCCUCAGGAAGAAUUGUAUAGACACCACUCGGCGCAGUUACAGAAUCAUGCACUUCGGAUGUUCCAUGAGACCGACUCGGAACUCGGCAUGAGGCCAACGGUACCUGCAUUCAUAUUCUCAUCUAUGCUGGGUAUUCAUAUUCUAUGCGACACCCUGGUAUAUCGAGACCAUGAUUUUCAAGCGCUUCUAGAUCGGUUCGUCCACUAUCUCCGUAUCCACCGCGGAGUACGCGCAGUCAUUGGAGAAGAUUGGAAUCAGAUCAAAGAGACGGCACUCAAGCCGAUUCUGAACGAAGCUGAGGCAAGCCUGCGGAAUUCUACGAGGGACGGACAGGCGUGCAGCUGCCUUCUUGAACUUAUCAAAGCCGCCAGGCUAGGCCCUUCAAUCAGUGAAACCUAUGAGCAAGCGAUUGAGGCUUUACAAUCAUCACUCAAUGCCGCACAAUCUGAUAGGGCCGUCGAUAAUAUUAAUGCUGUCAUCGCUUGGCCAAUCAUUGUUUCUUUGGAAUAUACCGAAAUGCUAGUGCACCGUAGGCCGGAAGCACUCGUUAUUCUAGCGCAUUAUGCAGCUCUUCUGCACUCCUGUCGUGAUCUGUGGGUUUUUGGUGACGGUGGCAGUUUCUUAAUCCAGUCUAUCGACCGGUAUCUUGGGCCGGAGUGGGCAGAAUGGCUGCACUGGCCGAAUCAAGUCUUAGCUGAAUCAACAACCUAA
Penicillium roqueforti is the source of this 1155-nucleotide messenger RNA. RefSeq names its product Zn(II)2Cys6 transcription factor domain-containing protein. Lineage: Eukaryota; Fungi; Ascomycota; Eurotiomycetes; Eurotiales; Aspergillaceae. The transcript is spliced from 2 exons. Gene Ontology annotation, biological process: regulation of transcription by RNA polymerase II. The coding region runs from base 1 to 1155 and encodes 384 amino acids. Gene Ontology annotation, molecular function: DNA-binding transcription activator activity, RNA polymerase II-specific; zinc ion binding. The record is from RefSeq and is a predicted model, not a curated record.